Messenger RNA from Labeo rohita (rohu), 5688 nucleotides. Its product is annotated as P2R1A-PPP2R2A-interacting phosphatase regulator 1. Lineage: Eukaryota; Metazoa; Chordata; Actinopteri; Cypriniformes; Cyprinidae. The transcript is spliced from 9 exons. The coding region runs from base 1049 to 1708 and encodes 219 amino acids. Gene Ontology annotation, molecular function: protein serine/threonine phosphatase inhibitor activity. The record is from RefSeq and is a predicted model, not a curated record.
GUUCGGAUUAAUCCUCAGUGAAAUAACGUUAAAUAUUUGCCUUUUUCUUUCAUUAAUCGUAUUACGUUUGGUUUUAAUCAGAUUAAUCUAAAUAACAAACUCUCCAUAUCUUGGCAUUAAGGCCGGAAUAAUUGGCAAAAUAAUGCAGUAAAUAGUUGCACGCCACAUAUUCACUUCUGAGCUCAGUGCUUUAUCUCUGUGUGCAAUUCUCUGGUCUACCAGAACGAGGCGCUGUUGUACAAGGGGAUGCACAAUCUCUAUUUGGUUGCGGGAAAUAUGUUUUAUUUUCUAAAUUAAGAAAUGACCGAAAACUUUUAAUGUAUGCCGCGUUUCAGACUGUAUCAGGGGACACUUCCAGAUGAGGAUGCUUUCGCCGACAGAGCCGGCGAUCAUGUGUUUGAUCGGGAUGGUGUUAUGUCAUUUUUCCGACUGCUUUACAAACUAGCAGGUAAACUUGAAAAAAUAAGCCGUGGCAGAAAGCUUCACCUUUAUAACGACAUUUGACCGAAAAGACCCGAAAGCGUAUUUCCUGACUACUUUGAUCCGUAUUAAUUCGCGUGUGUGUUGUUUUUGCUUUUCGGUGUUUUAUUUGCUCUGUUUGGAUAAGUUGGAUUGGAUUAAAAAGCCAAAGGACCUUGUCGAGUUACUGGCUUUGCACUGGAAAUAGUGCUGAAUAUACACAACUCGUGGUCUGAGUACGAAAAAUCGCGUUGAUGCACAGGAAUAACUGUGUUUGCUAACGUUUACGCCGACGAAAUCAACCUGAGGAGUUUAUACUAAGUUUGUGUGCGAUCCGAUAAACCAGCUGUAGCGCGAUCUCACAGUUGUUCAUUAAAUUAGUGUAUCGAGCUGACACAGUUUCGUUUAUAAACUCAACAAAAUGCGAUAGACACGGGAAAGCAGUCCACUCAGUUAAAUUGGAUCGGGUAUUUUGGCGUGAGGCCUGCUGGUCGGGCUUUUGCCGGGUGAGAUUUGGGGGUAAGGCCGCGUCAGGUCGCGUUCAGCCCGGCCGAGAGUGACGCGCAGUCCCGGUGCCAGAGGACGAGCAAUGGAGAGGAUGGAGGUGGACCAGUGCGCAGGCGCAGGAGGAGCCCUCCGAAGGUCGAACAGCGCCCCCAUGAUCACGAACGUCAGUGAUGGGACGACAGUAUUCAGCUCUAACAGUUCGGCUCGGUAUCGUCGGAGCAGCGUUUCUGUAAACCCGAGCUGUCCCUCCCGGACCCUCCCUAUGUCUCCAUUCUCCCUGUCAUGUGAGAGAUCCGAACACAAGAGACAGAUUGAGAAUAUGGAGCUCACUUUGAGAGGGAGUUUACAGAGACUAAGUGCCUCAUCUGCUGUUCCCUUCCCUCCUGCGGGUCAUUGGCAUGACCAUCUGUCUCCAGGAUUCCAUUCCCAGGACAGCGGUGUCACUCCUAAUUCCUCACCCAGUCCAACUCGAAGGUUUCGAGGAGGAUCUGUGAGCUCUGGAGUGAGAUGGCCAUCAGUUGCACCUUUAAAAAGAAAAGGUGGAGUGGAAUCGGACGGUCCGCCCAAAAAGCUCUUUGUUGCUGGAGUCACAGACCCUGCUCACAUAACCAGUUACACAGUCAGUGUUUCCCAGUCAGUGGACUCUUCCUCUGGGACUGCUCCUGUUGGUUCAAGCACCCAGGCCACCCCCCUGUCCCUCUCCCCUCCGCCCCCCUUCACCUCUCACCACCCCAGCAUCUAAACCCCCAGUAUUCGUCCACACCAUCACCUUGUAGAACUCUGGACUCAAGCUGUUGUAAAAUGAAGACCAAACUUUCGACCUAACCUCGGUUCUGUCCCUUUUUGCUUUUAAUUUGGUGCUUCAAAUAGAGUAUUUCAGUUCAAUCGCUUCUGAAGGAGAUUCGCUGUGACUUUGAUUUCAAAUGAAAUCAAGAUGCAAUAUAAAGAAGACAAAUCUUCUGGAUGUAUCUGACACGACAACAUGGAUGCCGCAGGCUGUCUUGUAAUUUGUGAAUAAUUAUGGAUCUUCGGUGCCUACAGAAUAGGGUGUUGUAUAUAUGAAAUAGUAUCUGCAAUAACACAUUGCAAUGAAAUUAUUCAGGUAAUUAAAACCUGGUGAAUACUGACAUAAAGGAGGACCCAAAACAAAAGUUUUCUUUGUUUUCCUCAAGUUGUGGCAAAACGCUUUUGUAUUUUGGUACAUCUUCAGCUUCCAUUAAAUGGGUCCAACAAUCUGGUAACUCAUCCAGAAUGCGCAGAAAAAAAAGACUAUGGAUAGAGAGUAUUAAAAUCAGUUGGCCACAGCUGUCAACAUUUUGUAUAAAUGUGUAUAAAUAUGUGAAUAAUCGAAUAUUAUUUUGGUAGGUAUUAAUGCUAUGUUUCUCUCUUGUGUUUAUCCGAGGGGUCUGAUGUCUGUAAAUAUGUUUAUUUUUCCAUAUAGCUUUUAGCUUGGACUGAACUUUGAGUUUGAUAAAUAUUCUUUAAAUCAUUGGAAAUGAUACCAGUGCAUUCAGCCAACUCCCACUUUUUGAUUCGCUUAUCGCUGACUUAAAGGAACAUUUCACCCAUAAAUUUAAAUUUGCUGACAAUUUAUUCAUCCACAGGCUGUCCAAGAUAUAGAUGAGUUUGUAUCUUCAUCAAAACACAUUUGGAGAAUGUGGUUUUCGUGUCUACACCGGACGUAAGGGCAACGCAACAAAAUAUAGUAGAACCCAUUAUAAUCAGUGAUGCUGUCUACACUGGAUGCGGCGCGACACGACAAAUCCCCGACAGUAAACUGCUGCCGCGUUCUCUUUAUGACGUGCUGACACAAAGUUCACAUUAUUUGCAACGGUCACUUUGUCACAUCCAGUGUAGACAGACAGGUGUUGCAGCGCGGUGCAACUGUCGCGUCCAGUGUAGACACAGUGUUAUUGGUCCACUGUUUUGGAACUGACAUUGAUGAGCAGUGCUGCAUGUUAAAGUUUCAAUUUUGUUAACUUGACACAGCGUUUUAAACGCGCCACUCGUGCAAGACUCUGCAAAAGACACGAGCGCAGUGGUCAUAUCCGUAUAGCGCCGACUACACAUGUGAUAGUUUUUAAUAGUAAAGUAUUACCAGGAUCUAAAGGAGAAGUCCAUUUCCAAAACAAAGAUUCACAUAUAAUGUACCCCUUGUCAUCCAAGAUGUUCAUGUCUUUCUUUCUUUAGUCAUAAAGAAAUUGUUUUUUGAGGAAAACAUUUCAGGAUUUUUCUCCAUAUAAUGGACUGAUAUGGUGCCCCGAUUUUGAACUUCCAAAAUGCAGUUUAAACGAUCCCAAAUGCGGUUGUAAACGAGUCCAGCCGAGGAAGAAGGGUCUUAUCUAGUGGUUAUUUUCAUAAAAAUAAAAAACAAUUUAAAUACUUUUUAAUAUCAAAUGCUCAUCUUGCUUUGUGCUGCCUGAACUCUGUGUAUUCUGCCUCAAGACAGUUAGGGUAUGUCGAAAAACUCCAAUUGUAUUUUCUCCCUCAACUUCAAAAAUCAUUUCAAAAUCAUCCUGCAUCGCUGCAGAAGUACCGACCCAGUCUUUGCAAAGUGAACGUGCAAAGAAGGUCAAACACCCUUAACAAAAAAGGUAAAACAGCGAUAUAGGAUGAUUUUGAAGUUGAGGGAGAACAUGAGAUGGGAGUUUUUUGACAUACCCUAACUAUCUUGAACCGGAAAAAAAAACAGUCCAUGCAGAGAUGAGGCAAGAUGAGCAUUUGAUAUUAAAAAGUAUAUAAAUUGUAUUAUUUUUAUGAAAAUAACCGAUCGUUUCGCUAGAUAAGACCCUUCUUUCUCAGCUGGGAUCUACAACCGCAUUUGGGAUUGUUUGAAGCAUUUAAACUGCAUUUUGGAAGUUCAAAAUUGGGGCACCAUAUCAGUCCAUUAUAUGGAAAAAAAAAUGCUGAAAUGUUUUCCUCAAAAGACAUAAUUUCUUUACGACUGAAGAAAGAAAGACAUGAACAUCUUGGAUGACAAGGGGGCGAGUACAUUAUAUGUGAAUCUUUGUUUUGGAAGUGGACUUCUCCUUUAAAAAAAAUAUGGCUGAUAUGCGAAAAUUACGUCGGUAGCUUCUGAAAUUCGGUUUUGAGUACUUUUUUCGAUUAAUCGCCCUAGGCUUAAGGGUGAGUAAAUUGUUAGCAAAUGUCAAUUUUUGAGUGAACUAUUGCUUUAAAACAAGUACUGUAAAGACUAGAUGUCUCACUUCGCAUCUACAAAGCACUUUUAGCGAAAAGUCUACAUUGAAAACUGAACUAGAACCUUAGAAUGUAUCCCGUCUGAGGCAAAAUGCUUUGUUUAGUACGCCCCAGUGUGGAAAUCAUUAGUCAAACUGUUUUCCCUUCUAAUGAAACCCUAAACAAGACUUUAGUGUUUUGACUUAUGUACAAAAAGCGAGGACUUAAGAUACUUGCAAGAGGUGAGCUGUUGCAUUAAAAACACAAUAAACCGUUUCUACAAUCGCGGUUUCAGCUGAUAACAUACUCUUCCUCUUGUACUAUUUGCACAGUGUUAGAUAUCAAUGUUGCUGUUACAUGAGUGGGAUCAUAUUUACUUUUAUUGUAAUGGAUCUUUUGUACGUUUUAUUUGUUUAAAUCCUUUCACUUGGGAAAUAGUUUCAGAUCUCCAAUCUGCUUUUUAUGUAAAAGCAGCAGUUCUGGAUUGUGGCUUUAAUUCUGGAUGGAUUUUAUUAAGCUUGUUGAAAAUGUAUUAUCCAAAAAAUGACAUGCUGCAGUUACUUAAACUGGAAGCCCUUUUAAAGUAAAUUUACCACGGUAUUUCACAGCGUUAUGUUGAUUGUGGCGCAUGUUACAUUGCUAUUUAUGAAUGUGUGAAGGCUCUGGUUGCAUUAUGUACUUCAGUGUCAAUGUAUUCUUGAUUCCCAAAGUCUUUAUUGUAUCGACGCCGGCAGCUUGUCGGUCUCUAAAAUUGCACAUCAGACAUUUGAAACCGUUCCUCUGUUUCCAUAUUCAUGUAUCAGUAGGAAUACAGCUCGUUUUUUAAAUAUAAUUGCCUUUUAUUUUUACUCUUUUAGUUUUUAAUUCAGUUAUGAUGCCUUAUAGGUUUUGAGUCUUGAAGUUUUAAUUCCAAAGUUACUUGCACUGUCAUUUGCAAUUUUUUCCAGUCGUUGGAGUCCUUGAGAUUUCAAACAUCGAUAGCAAUGUUUAUGGGUCUUUGAAAGAUUUUUGAUUGCGAUUACAAAUGUGCAAUAUGCAUUAAAGUUGCUGGAAUUACUAUGUCAAGUUCAUCGGGAUAAUCAGUUCCAGGUAUUUCUCAAGAACCUGAAUGAAAGACUUGACAGCUGUUUGUUCUGAAUCAUUAGUGUAUCAUCUAGAAUAAGUACCAUGUCAUUUAUUUUUCAGAUUUGCCAUACACUUACUAUGACAGGAUCUGUUGUAUCUGUGUGUCAGAGACUGAAAUGAUUGAGGGGUGUUGUGAAUAAAAACUAAAAUGGAUUGUGAGCGCACGAUAAACAUUAUAAAGAAAUGCCAAAGCGGAUAGAUUUUGCCUAUCAGUCGUUCAAGUUGUAAAUAUAUUCUGGAAGCCAGAAAAAUUAAGUGAAAGAUGGAUAUUUUUUGACAUAUUGGUAACAUAUUGGUAUUCCCUCUCAGUCGCCCAAGAUGAAUGUCCAAUUAUCAGAGAAGAAAUAUCAUUUACCAUAAACUGUAUAUUAUACCAUAUAUUCUUAUGAAAAAGAUCAUAAUAAAAACUCAUUUUAUUGA